UAGAUUUGGAAAAAAAUAACAACUAAGGAAGAAUGUUUCCUUCUCAAACCCCAAACACCAGUCUGGUCUGUUUCCAAAGCGUUCCCCGAAGUCUCGCGAUGUUGCGCCUCUGGGUUUCGAAACUGAUUUUGUUAUUGAAUCAGAGAUGGACGUUGGUGGUAAUAGUGGUGGAUUGAUUAUCAACAAACAGAGGGCUAUGUUACCCAACAAAAGUAGGGGUGAAUUUGUCCGUAAUCAGAGAAAAGACUCGGAGGGCUUCUCUGAGUCUCCAGACCUUGAGUUUGAGUAUGCAGAUACAGACAAGUGGUCUGCUGAACUGUCAGAGCUAUACAGUUACACUGAAGGACCAGAAUUUCUUCUCAACAGAAAAUGCUUCGAGGAGGAAUUCCGAACUCAUGUGUCUGACAAGAAAUGGACCGAGCUGGAUGUGGCUCAACACAGAGCUCACGCCAUGCGUCUACUUGACGGCCUGGAGGUGAUCACCAGGGAGAAGAGGCUGAAGGUGUCUAGGGCAAUCCUCUACAUGGUUCAGGGGACAUUUGCGGAGUGCAGCUCUGAGGCAGAAGUGCAGCACUGGAUGAGGUAUAACAUCUUCCUGCUGCUGGAUGUUGGCACCUUCACGGCCCUUGUGGAGCUGCUCAACAUGGAGGUUGAUAACAGUGCUGCCUGUAGCAGUGCAGUCAGAAAGCCAGCAAUCUCCUUGGCUGACAGCACAGACCUCAGGGUGCUGCUCAACAUCAUGUAUCUGAUGGUGGUGACCAUCCAGCAGGAGGACCCAGCCGACUCACCUGAGUGGAGGGCCACCAGGGAGACCUUUAAAACAGAGCUGGGCUCUCCUCUGUACAACAACGAGCCCAUCUCUGUCAUGCUCUUUGGUAUGGUGACGAAGUUCUGCAGUGGUCACGCCCCCCACUUCCCCAUGAAGAAGGUUCUGAUGCUGCUGUGGAAGAGCAUACUGUUCACCCUCGGGGGGUUUGAGCAGCUCCAGAACAUUAAGGUGCGUAAGCGGGAGGACCUUCGCCUGCCCCCCCUCCCAGAGGACAGCAUCCGGGUCAUCAGGAGCAUGAGGGCAGCCUCGCCCCCCGCAUCUGCCUCUGACCUCAUCGAACAGCAGCAGAAAAGGGCACGCCGUGAACACAAGUCCCUAAUAAAACAGGACAACCUGGACGCCUUCAAUGAGAAGGACCCCUACAAGUCAGAUGAACCUCGUGAAGAUGAGGACGACAACGAUGACAAUGACAACUCCAUGGAGGCGGAGCCUUUUCCCAUGGAACGGGAUGAGGUCAUGCCCCCACCCAUCCUACACCCCACCUCAGAGAGGGUGAACUUCCCCAAGGGCCUGCCUUGGGCCCCCAAAGUCAGGGAAAAGGACAUAGAACAUUUCCUGGAAUCAAGUAGAAGCAAAUUUAUCGGCUAUACGCUUGGAAAUGACACAGAUACAGUUGUCGGCCUACCCAGACCCAUCCAUGAAAGCAUCAGAACCUUGAAGCAGCAUAAGUACAUCUCUAUAGCUGAGAUUCAGAUUGCCAAGGAGGAUGAGUUUCAGAAAACUCCACUGUCGGGGGGGGAAGAGGAUGUGGAGAUGUGCUCCACUGAGCUGCUAUACCAGGGCAUUCUUCCCAGCUUGCCUCAGUACAUGAUUGCCCUGCUGAAGAUCCUGCUAGCUGCUGCCCCCACCUCCAAGGCCAAGACAGACUCCAUCAACAUCCUGGCAGAUGUGCUGCCUGAAGAGAUGCCGACCACGGUGCUCCAGAGCAUGAAGCUUGGUGUGGAUGUUAACCGCCACAAGGAGAUCAUUGUUAAGGCCAUCUCUGCCAUCCUGCUGCUGCUUCUCAAACACUUCAAACUCAAUCACGUCUACCAGUUUGAGUACAUGGCUCAGCACCUGGUGUUUGCCAACUGUAUUCCUCUCAUUCUCAAGUUCUUCAACCAGAACAUAAUUUCUUACAUCACAGCCAAGAACAGUAUUUCUGUGCUGGACUUCCCUUACUGUGUGGUGCAUGAGCUCCCUGAACUUACUGCAGAGAGUUUGGAGGCUGGCGACAACAACCAGUUCUGCUGGAGGAACCUGUUCUCCUGUAUUAACCUGUUGAGGAUCCUCAACAAGCUGACCAAGUGGAAGCACUCCAGAACCAUGAUGCUGGUGGUGUUCAAAUCUGCUCCCAUAUUGAAGAGGGCGUUGAAGGUUAAACAGGCCAUGAUGCAGCUGUACGUCCUCAAGCUGCUCAAAGUGCAAACCAAGUACCUGGGCCGCCAGUGGAGGAAGAGCAACAUGAAGACCAUGUCUGCCAUAUACCAGAAGGUCCGCCAUCGCCUCAAUGACGACUGGGCCUACGGUAACGACCUGGAUGCGCGGCCCUGGGACUUCCAGGCAGAGGAGUGUGCUCUGCGCGCCAACAUUGAGCGCUUCAACAGCCGCCGCUACGACAACAACCAGAGGAACCCUGACUUCCUGCCCGUGGACAACUGCCUGCAGAGCGUUCUUGGACAGCGCGUCGACCUUCCAGAGGAUUUCCAGAUGAACUAUGACCUCUGGCUGGAGCGAGAAGUCUUCUCCAAGCCCAUAUCCUGGGAGGAGCUUCUGCAAUGAUAACAGGGCUGAGUGGUGGGAGGUGGUGCUAUAGGAAGGUUUUCUGAACACACCUCCCCAAGGUGGCAACACUAGUCUACAUCUCCACAUAUUUUAGUGCUGAAAAAGCAUACGUGUUACAGUAUUCAUAGAGCACUACAUUUGUUUCUGAAAAUUACGCAGACAUAACAACAACGAUCCUUGUGUUGUCACCUCAUGCAGAGAAAAUAACAGUCAGUAAGGGAUAUUCAAGAGUUAGAGGGUCAACAGCUAAGUCACCUAAAUGUGGACCAUGCGCAUUAGCAUUACCCCUUCACAGUUGGAUCAAUCAUUUAUAAUAUCUGAAUCCAGGCACUAGAUAACUUGUUAAAAAAAAAAAUGCAAAUAGGGGGUGCUUAUAUUUGUCCUGUUUCACACAUGUACAAGUGUGUAACCUGUACAAGCGUGUGGUGAAAUGGAAAUGUGUUUCUUUGCAUAUCCCAUUUGGAGAGUGGUGUCACGCACGGCCAAGGUGAACCAGGUCUUGAUUUACCCCAUGGAGAGCCUUUUCUAGUUUUCAACUGGACCUUUACAGAGUGAUAAAGGUUUUAUCAGCCUUGUCUAACCUCCAUGGUUGGGGAUGUAAACCCUUUGUAUUCUGUUACUUACACACAACUCCACACAUCCAACCUGCCAUGGUGCCACUCUCCUGGCUGUCGGAGCAGUACUCUGCCUUUCAAGCACUAUAGUACACUAUUAUAACCCUUAGGAAGUACAAAAUAAAGUGUUUGUGUGUGUGGAAGAGAGCUUGUGAGGGAAGGGUUGCUUGAGUGUGUUUGUGUGUGUGUGUGUGUGUGUGUACACAGUAUGUCUUAUGGUUACUGAUAUAACCCCCUGUUGACCAGGCUUUUGAUGUUCCAUUAGUACUCUUCUCACUGAGUGACCGUUGGCUUGUAUGAAUCACACACCUCUAUCAACCAUGGUGGAGACAAUUUAGAUUGGUAUUAAGACAUUUUAAUGGAAUUUACAGCCUAAUGUUUUAACCGAAAGCAACAGGAACACAUGCUGGCCACUACACAACCGUAUUGGCUGAGAACUUGGGAAACAAAUCUUAAUUCUGUGUGUGCACAGUAUGUUUGAGAGAGUGAGGCAAGAAAGUGGUUCUCACUCACUCUUCACUAGCUAAUGUUUUUUUUUUACUCAAGGGAACAAUUAUGCCCACCUGCUAACUCCUCAUUUCUAAGAUAAUUGUGUUGUGCUUAUACUAAUUUACCAUCGCUAUUGCUUUUUUGUGUUAGGUUUUAUUUAUUUGCACCAAAGACGAAACAGUACAGAUAAAACAAAGAAUGGUAGAAACUGUGUGCUGGAGAGGUUGGAAGCCCAAAAGGGCUUUUAUGAAAAAUAUAAGUACAUAAAAAAGUAUGUUCCAUCAGUUAAACAAAGCAUAUUAAUUAUAAUUGAACAUGAUAUACAAGACUGUGUGUGUGCAUCUGUGUGAGAGUUAGACAUGGAGUGGAUUAUUGGGUAGUUUGGUUCAUCAGGUGGACCCCCAGUCUUCGCUUGAACGUAUUGAUGGAUGAUGAGGUUUGGCAAUGUGAACAUAAGAAUUCCAGAGUAUGGUACCUCUGUAUCUGAUAGAGAAUUCUCUAUGUGAGGCAGUGGGGAGGGUGAAGGUUGUCGCAGUGUCUUGCGUUAUGUAGAUGGAUUUCAGAAUUUCCGGGGAGAAUCCGUUAACGGGUUUAGGUAACUGACUGGGAGGUAUAUGUAGAUGAAAGUGCAUAAUUGGCGUACCUUAAUGUAAAUAGACAAGAUAUUGAGUUUCUUAAACAAAGGUGCAGAUGGAGCAAGGUAAUUAGAGGAGGUGGCUAGACUUGCAAAUGUAUUUUAUAUGACGAGUAAUUUCUGUACGUACGAGGCAUAUGUAUCGGCCCAGAAUUUUUUUUACCGUAAUGAGAUAUGGGUCAAUUAAGCUAUAGUAUAGAGUUAGGAAGCAAGCCUGAUGAACCAAACCAUGUUUUUUUUCAACAUUCUCUUAUACACCAAUUUUUCUACGAUUUCUGAAAAACAUAGUACAGAUAUUGGGUGAUGAAUUGUAAAAGAUCUUGGAUCCCCAGAUUUUAUAGAGGGGGGGAUAACUUUGGCAAUUACAUUUUUUUUAGGAACAAUACCAGUUUGCAUUGAUUUGGUGAAGAUCUACCUUAGAGGCUCAGUAAUCAAGGAAGACACUGAUUUCACCAGAGAGGCACCAAUCUCAUGACCUGCUGCUGAUAUCUUUGUUACCAAUUACCUCCAUUACAGCAGAAGGAUCAAACUGGAGCAUAGAAGGGAAAUGCCACUUCAUGUAAUCUGAGUGGUUUUCUAAAUUGUAUUUGACAGAGGAACCCACAUUCACAAAAACAUAUUACAUUCACAUGAAAUAACAUCAGAAUCACUCUAGGUAUUAUUUCCAACAAUAAAUUGAGAUGGAAUAGUUCUAGAUGCCAUUUUCUUAUUCAAUAGUUGAUUGAUUUUCCAAGUUGACUUUUUAUUUUAUUUAAUCAUUCUUGAAAUGUGUUGGUAAAAUAUAUUUUAUAUUUUGAAGUAGGUUAGUAAAUUUGUUCUUGUACUUUUUGUAAUUUGCAGAAUUUAGGGGAGAGGGAUUUGUGAGAAACCUUUUUAUACAACUUCUUUUUAACUGAGGAUGUUUUGAGACCAAGGUUUCCAGAACCCUUCUGCUGCUCUCUUACGUGGUUUAACUAAGGUAGUGAAUUACAGAAUUAAAAGAUGUGAGAAGUCUGGCAAGCAGACUCCACAUCAGCCUGAUUUAUUAUAAUGGUUAUUGAAGAGAGAAUCUAAAAUGGAUAAAUGUAAUUAUGACAUCGUAUGAUGUUAGGAUGUUGGAAAAACCCUUAUUUAUCAUGUCAAUAUGUUUAGCAUUGUAUGACUUUAUACAUACUGUAUAUAUUAACUCUUUUUUUGCUUUAUUUAUACACAGUGAUAACAGAAUAAGACUAAGCCUUUUGUCAAUAAACCUUGAUUUACUUGCUCUUUCA
Oncorhynchus keta (chum salmon) is the source of this 5580-nucleotide messenger RNA. Its product is annotated as striatin-interacting protein 1 homolog. Gene Ontology annotation, cellular component: cytosol. Lineage: Eukaryota; Metazoa; Chordata; Actinopteri; Salmoniformes; Salmonidae. Bases 146 to 2590 code for a protein of 814 amino acids. The transcript is spliced from 21 exons. The record is from RefSeq and is a predicted model, not a curated record. Gene Ontology annotation, biological process: cytoskeleton organization.